AUGCCAAAUCACAAUGUCCAUUGCGGUGAGGACCUGAGGUACCUCUUAGAUAUCAUGCAUACAAGGCUGAGCAGACCCGAAGUCGGUGGUACAGAUGAAGGACAUUUUACUCAACUUGCUAUGGGCUUUGGAGAGAAUUAUCGCAUGAUGUCACGCGCGGAUGAUAAGUAUGAGGCUUCGCCAGUCCUGUCCCGGGUCGAGAAAUGCACGGCCGCACACAGCGCCAAUCUGGCAAAAGAGCCAGGCGUCUGCUUUUCAGAGCGAGGAAAGUUGCGUGCCUGCCGUGUCGACGACGGAAAAUUCGUUGCCGGGGUAACGGGCCUCCUUGUGGAACAUGAAGCAGGGAGUUUCGUGGAAGCGGUGUCACCAGUAGCUGAAGACAAUUGGGAAAGCACGGGACAGUCGCCUGCCGAAGAGGAACCGUGUGAUGCGACUGACCGGCUUUCGCCCGGAGAUAACACGAGCACCCUCUCGAAUCUGAGCUCGACUCCCAGUUUAGACUUCAGCGGCACCGACGAUGAUUUCGAUACCAGUCUAGAUCGCGAAGAUGUCAUAUUCGCGCAGCCGCUCAAGGCUUUGCCCUGCUGGGAAAUGACCGAGAACUUGAAAAGGCGAUAUUUUGCAUUGCUAUUUUGCAUUUUGUCUCAUGCAGAUUUUGAGAAGGAAUAUCUGAUUUUCCAUCAACAUCCCGAUGUCGCACCUCUCUCCUGGCUAUCCCUACUUUUCGCUGUCCUGGCACUCGCAUGCCAAGCGGAGGAACACCCAGACAGAAUUUCCGCUUCUAGCGUCUUAUCAAAGCGAUAUGAAAACGCGGCUUGGGAUUCUUUAUUGGUAGACAAUCCUCCUUUCCAACCAUCGAAGACAGCGCUGAAGGCGAUGAUACUCAUCAUUUACGGUCGACUUCAUCGCGGUAAUGACGUGUCGGUGGAUCUUGAGAUGGCUUGUAAUAUGGCGGACGUCUUAGACCGGAAGCCGUGCUGCGAUCGGUCCCAAACUUACGAGGAAUGUCGGAAUAUCUGGUUUAGGUUCAAAAUGCUGUUCUCCAUGAGCCAGCAGGUACAUGGCAGUACCUUUGAGCAGGAAUUCUUUCAAAGUAGAGGGCAUUUAAAACCUUCGCCAUUGGAAGAUCAAUUUACCAUGUUUCAUUUCAAGCUACUCGAAGUGUCAGACAACAUUAUGUACAAUACACGGUGCGGCCUCUUCUCAGCAUGGAACCUACUCGGCCUUGUUGGUCAGCUGUCUUACAUCGAAUCAUCUUUCGCCGAGUUCUCUAGUGAGCUCAAUGCUUCUGAUCCACAAUUUGGAGUUCGGGUUGUGAAACUGGACAUCCUGCAAUAUACGCUCCACUAUCUCCUUCUCUGUGUUUAUAUAUCAUUCCUUGAGAAGUAUCUUCACGGAGACACCGCGCCACAUAUUCGGUGUUACGCAGCCAGAUGCGUUGAAAGUGCAAAAGUCAUCCAGAGAAUAUGUCGCUCUUGGACUAAUGGUCAGCACUGCAAGGCUUUUGGAUGGUUUUUCGGAGGCUUUGGAAAGUAUUAUGCAGUCGUGGCGGAGAAGACCCUUAGCCGAGUGAAGGGUGAUGGAGAUGAAAUGGUCGGGCUCAGAGGAGAAUGA
This is a messenger RNA of Penicillium cosmopolitanum, 1614 nucleotides long. RefSeq names its product fungal specific transcription factor domain-containing protein. The record is from RefSeq and is a predicted model, not a curated record. The coding region runs from base 1 to 1614 and encodes 537 amino acids. Lineage: Eukaryota; Fungi; Ascomycota; Eurotiomycetes; Eurotiales; Aspergillaceae. The transcript has 5 exons.